Messenger RNA from Blepharisma stoltei, 201 nucleotides. Lineage: Eukaryota; Ciliophora; Heterotrichea; Heterotrichida; Blepharismidae. The record is from the annotation of a GenBank genome assembly.
AUGUCAGCAGUUGGAAAAGGAAAAGGCAGUAGAGAAAAAAUUAAUUUUAUUAAGACUUCAAAAUCUAAAAAGGCAGGGCUUCAGUUCCCAGUUGGCCUCAUUGCGAGACUAAUAAGGCAGGGAAAGUAUGCUGAAAGAAUUGGGGUAGAAACUCCUGUGUAUUUCGCUGCAGUUCUUCAGCAUUUAACUGCAGAGGUCUAA